CGGGGAGGACGACGCCAGACAGACAGGUGUGUGAGGAGCGUCUGCCGUCAUUCUGUGAACAUGGACGGAUGUGCAGAAUGAAGACGUCUGGAUGAGCAAACAGAUGGAUGGAUGGAGGAACAUGGUGGGACAAGCUUGGACAGAACUAACACCUUUCAAGAGAUUAAUGGAAUCUGUGUCACAUGAUCACACCUCCUCGGUUUCUGUGUGAGGCCAUGCUGUGCCAGUGGUAGUGACAGGAAGUCUGGACCAAUGAGUUCCCCAUCAAACCCAGCUCUGGUGGCAGACAGGGACAGCCUCCCUCUGAAGAAGAGGGACCAAAGACCGAGCUCCCCUCCACAGCAGCAGCAGCAGUGUGAUGAUACCACGUUCAAAGCCCCCUACCCUUACAAGAGCCAGAAUGAGUAUAAGACCAGACACAGCAGCCUGUUCCAGCCCAUUCCCAGAAGGGUUUCUUCACUGUACCAGCCCUGGAUGCAGACGCAGACCUCCAGCCGCUCCAAACCUCAUGUCCUGUCAGCGUUCAGGGAGCAUCACGGCUGGGCAGAGUGGAGAGACAUGACCCCUCUGCACCCUGGAUGGGAUUUAUCACACCACUAUCAGCUCAACACUCACUUAUCUGAACACCCAAGAGAAGCUGGCCACUACCCAAGCCAUCUACGGCAUCCGUCCAGAUUCAGUCCUGUUUCUAUAGAAACUGGGGGUUUCCAUAGGUUUGGUGCAGGUUAUAGCUGGGAGCAGCUGAAGACUUUAAGGGACAAGGGUUCGAGCACAGAGAGGGACAGCAACGGGAGGAGUAAAGCACCAUAUGUGAGGAGAAAGGACAGAAAAUCAGAGUAUUUGACCAGAGGUGAAAAAGCGAGCACAUGCCUACCUCACUCUGCAUUCGAUGACCUUACACUGCAGCAAAAUAUGUUCCACAAAGCAUCAAAGAUUCACAAUCAUUCGGUCUCAAAAGUUUGCCCUGGUGACAACUUAAAAAGCACAUACACCUCAAUGACAGAGGACUCAUUAAGACCAAGCCUUCUGCCCCCCACUGAACUCACCUGUGCAUCCUCCUCCUCAUCCUCCUCUUCAUCUCCUAGUCACUUUCCUUGGCUGCUCCCUCACUUCUUGGCAGGUUCUCUAAUCGAGCUCAGAGAUGGGCAGCUGAGGAGGGUGGAACAUCUGCAGACUGAGGACUUCCUGCUGGGGUCUCUGGCCUGUCCUGAUCUACGCCUGAGCUGCUGCACGGUGCAGAGCAUCUCCCCGUCAGCCUCCUCCGCCACCAUCUCCCGCCUCCUCAUCCUCCUACAUGACCAACAGUCCCAGGAGCUGGUGGACGUCUACGUGGAGUACCCGUUCUUUGUGCGAGAGCGGGGUUGGUCGUCCUGCAGCCCCCAGAGGACGGCCCGUCUCUGUGGCCUGAAGUGCCGCCAGCUGAGCGUCGGGGACGUCUGUCUGGCUCUCACCCCCGUCUCAGCCCCCACGCCUCGACCAUCAGCCAACCUGGAGCCAACAACCCCACCCGGAAGGUCAGAGGGAGGGUGUGAACCCCUGGAGGUAUCACAUCCACACACUGCCCUGUCCACCAAGUGCUCCUCAGGGCCACAGAGGCCAGCAGCGGGGCAGAGGAAGGAACCAGAAGGGGUCCGGAGGAGACACUAUUCAGCCCCCGAGCUGAGGAGGCCAGGCACAAACUGCACCUAGAGCUUUCAUGGACAGCUCUGCUAUAGUGAUAUAUAUAGAUAUUUACUGUACUUCUACCUCCUCUACAUUUUUGUGCUUGAUUGAUUGAUUUUUUAUGUGCAUUUAAAGAGUAACAGCUAAAGAUUAAGUCUCAGGAGGUAGAGCUCACAUCAGGAUAGGUCAGGGAUCACAUUCUGUACAAGCUGAAUCAGAGUUAGAUAUUAGUCUCCAUUUUCAAGUCUAUUAAACCGCACACAUGAACCAUGUAUAAGAACUCAGGCAAAUCAAUCCUUGUUUGUGAAAAAGGGCUGCUCCAGGCACAAUCAAUAUAACUAAAGACCUUAUAAACUCAAAAAUAUGGUUUAAGCUUUACCCUUAAAUUGAAUAUUAAUGUUUUUGCUCGCAGUUCUGACUAAAUCGGCCUACGUCUCCCUCAGGUCACCCACAGCUGAUAAUACCAUCUACAGUUUUCACUGUUAUGUAAGGCUUCUUCGAGAUUACAAACCAUUUAUUUCUGAUACUAGAAACAAUAUUGUCUAUGGCAUAUUCCACAGUUUGACUGACAAUCAUGACAAUAUUUGACGGCAUCGGCAAGACUUAGUGUUACUCUUCUACCUCUUUUUUCUAUGUAUGUUUCAAAUAGCUUUGUUGUAAUAUGCUUUGUUAGAAGAUUACAGUUUUUCAGUGAAUAUUGGUGCGCUGCCUUUGCUUGAUUGUUAAGCAGCUCUUUGCUCUUGUAUUGAUGCUCAUUUUUCAUGUCUGUCCCAAGUGUUGAGAUGCUUGUAGACUUCUAACUAUUAAAGGCAAAACCUGUGGAUGUGAUGUCACACGUCAGCACAGUGAAGUCUUCUAAUUGUGACCAAACAUUGUUUUACAUCAACUGAACAUGAAGUGAAACGUGUCGUGUGUUACGCUGAGUUUUACAAAAAUAUUCAUAAACAAAUAAUUAGCUACCAACUAUACAAUAAACGUUUGAAAGACAUUGAAUUGAAGCCAAAUGAGUUAAACUAUGGAUGGAAAAGAAAACAAUCAUGUCAGUUUUUUCUUUUAUUUAUUGAACUUGCUUUAUUCUUU
Messenger RNA from Sphaeramia orbicularis (orbiculate cardinalfish), 2742 nucleotides. RefSeq lists its product as uncharacterized. Gene Ontology annotation, cellular component: nucleus. Gene Ontology annotation, molecular function: protein binding; RNA binding. The transcript has 3 exons. The record is from RefSeq and is a predicted model, not a curated record. The coding region runs from base 253 to 1689 and encodes 478 amino acids. Gene Ontology annotation, biological process: nervous system development; negative regulation of transcription by RNA polymerase II. Lineage: Eukaryota; Metazoa; Chordata; Actinopteri; Kurtiformes; Apogonidae.